This is a messenger RNA of Polyodon spathula (Mississippi paddlefish), 6601 nucleotides long. It is a transcript of the gene atg2a, whose product is annotated as autophagy related 2A. The transcript has 42 exons. Gene Ontology annotation, molecular function: phosphatidylinositol-3-phosphate binding. Lineage: Eukaryota; Metazoa; Chordata; Actinopteri; Acipenseriformes; Polyodontidae. Gene Ontology annotation, cellular component: extrinsic component of membrane; phagophore assembly site. The coding region runs from base 264 to 6431 and encodes 2055 amino acids. The record is from RefSeq and is a predicted model, not a curated record. Gene Ontology annotation, biological process: autophagosome assembly; piecemeal microautophagy of the nucleus; autophagy of mitochondrion.
GACGUCAGGACGCAGCGGCGCCGUCAAAAUCCGCGAAAUGAAAACAACAAACACCGAGGAGGAAGAAACCGAGAAAAACCUCCGGAUGAAGAAAACAUUUUAAUACCCUUUUAUAUAGAAUAUAAUUUAUAUAUAUAUAUUAUUAUUAUUGCGUUGGCCGGCAGUUUGCGGGUCGGUAACCCCCCCGCCCCCCCGGCUCGGUCUGCUUGUCGUGUUCAUGCUGUCCCGUCCUCCUCGCCUCUCUCUCGGUCUCUGCCUCCCCCAUGUCCCGCUGGCUCUUCCCCUGGUCCGCCUCCAUCAAGAAGCGCGCCUGCCGCUACCUGCUGCAGCACUACCUGGGGCAUUUCCUGCAGGAGCGGCUGAGCCUGGAGCAGCUGAGCGUGGAUCUGUACAACGGGAGCGGCGUGAUCCGAGACAUCCGCCUGGACGCGUGGUCAGUCAAUGAGUUGUUGCAGUCGAUGGGGGCUCCUCUGGAGUUGGUGGACGGGUUCGUGGGCAGCAUCUCCGUAUCGAUCCCGUGGGCGGCGCUGGUCACUGAGAACUGCACCGUGGAGGUCAGCGGCCUGCAGCUCACCUGCCAGCCCAAGAACCGCACCACUCAGGGCUGGGACUCUCAGGGCUGGUCCUCCUGUAUGGUCUCCAGCAUGCAGCUGGCUCAGGAGUGCCUGAAGGAGCCUCUAGAGGAGCCAGAGGAGCCCCCCGACCCCCUGGAGGGGCUCGAGAUGUUCGCCCAGACCAUCGAAACUGUGCUGCGCAGGAUCAGGCUGCGGUUUGUCGACACGGUCGUUCGAGUGGAGCGCCCCGCCACGGGGGGGCAGGAGGGCGUGGCAGUCGAGGUGCACAUCAAGAGGCUGGAUUACUGUGACGAGGCAGUGAAGGAUUCGUGCGGCCCGGCUCUACCCGUGGAUCUGCACCAGCCGCCCGCCUUCGUGCACAAAACCCUGCAGCUGAGCCGAGUGCAGCUGCUGUACGAGAGGACCAGGGGCAGCCAGGAGGCUGGCUGCUCCGGCAGUGAGGGGGAGGGGGAGGGGGCUGACCCCGCUGACUCCGCCCCUCCACAGCCCCCCCUGCUCAUCGGUAGCUGCUCGGGGUUCAUGGAGGUGACAGUGAAGAUCAAACAGAACGAGGCUCUGCCCGGACCCAAGUUGGAGCUGGAUGGUAAGCUGGGCUCCCUGCACUUGCUGCUGUCACCCGAGCAGAUCCCUCCCCUGACUGAGCUGCUGUCAGCACUGAGCAUCUCCACAGAGGCGGGGGUCCUGUCCGAUGGAGGGAAGAGCCGGCCCCUGGGUUCGGAGGACCUGCGGCUGAUCGAGGACGAUCUGAACAAGCAGCUGAGCGGAGAGGCGGUGGAGAGGGGGAGGGAGAGAGGGGGGGAGGAGAGAGAGCCCUGUACGCUGAGCAGCCUGGACAGCAGAGAGAUGUUCUUCUCCAUGGCCCCCCCAGCCCUGUCCAGCAGCAUUGCUUCUCUGCACUCAGUCAGUGAUCUGUCCGACUCGGAGCUCGACUCCUCCCUGCACAGCGACUACAGCAGCUGCCAGCCCCCCCCAUCCCUCGCACCCAGGUUCAUGGUGAGCAGCCCCUGUCGGUUUGAGGGGACCCCCUUCACAGCCCCCCCGCCCGGCCAGCAGCCCCCGGGGAGGCCCACAGGCAGGCCCCCUCCCCAGCGCCCCCUGGUGGAGACUCUGAAGACCGAGGCUCUGCUGAGGCUGUCGAUCGGGGGUCUGACGCUCACCGUGCUUCAGCAGGACCCCGCGGAGCCCCUGAUUGGCCGGCCGGGGUCACGCGGCCCCGGCGUGGCACUCCCAUUGGCCGAGGUGUCGCGACGGUUCUUCGAGGAGCUCAGCUUCUUCAAGGACGCCGCCUUCAGCGGGAGGGACUUCCAGCCGCUGAGACAGCAGUUCCAGAGAGCCUGUCCACACUCCCACCUCAGGGUGACAGGCUCCGCCAUGCAGCUGGUCUGUGAGCAGCGUUGGGGGGGCCGGGGGGUGCAGGAGCUCUGCGCUGACCUGUCCUUCAGCAAACUGGAGGUGCUGGAGAGCCUGUGGAGCGAGGGGGGUGCGGGGGGACCCCAGUACACACAGGUGCUGGUCUUCCAAAACACAGGUGCCUUUGCAAUUGGGUCGACUGUGAAACCAUGCGCCCAGAUCCACUGCAAACUGACAGAGCGCUCCAGGGGGAAGAGCUCUCUGAAGUCUCACACAGUGAAGCGUUCGAGUGACGUGUUCAUUGAACUCUCCGAGUUUUCCUCCGAGAUCGACCUGGGAAUUCUGGACCGGCUCGACGCCAUCAUCCGGGUUCUAGGAAAAUCCGGGAGAGGAGAUCCCGACCCACGCACCGGCCUUCCCAGCGAGCUCUCUGGUGCCCCCCCCUGUUCUCAUGAGCUCUCCUCUCUGCGUCUGCUCUCCCCGCGGGCCGUGGUCGAGCUCCAGUUCCCUGUCCCGGACCUCAGAACCGGGCCGGAGCGGCACCACUGGACCCACAAGGAGGUUCGAGAGGAAGUUCUGGUUCUGGACUUCAGCGAGCUGGACCUGCGGACCCAGGCCAGUGGCACCAGUGGACCUGUCAGAGUGGAAACCACUUUCACUGACCUGCAUGGAGUCUAUCGGGAUGCUGAGAAGGUGUCUCACCCCUGUCUCAGAGUCCAGAAGGCAGUGGACCCCCAGUGGAGGGGCCCAGGCAAGCGGUACCAGAACCCCAAGAUCGUGGUCACCCUGAACCCGGAUCCUGGACCCCAGGACUGGGAGUCUGUGCUGGAGAGGAGCGUGGAGUUGGACUUGGGUUCAGUGGAGAGCCCUUGUGAGCUGAGGCAGCCGGAGAGCUCCCCGUUCAGCUCCAAGAGAACCAUGUUCGAGACGGAGGAGAUGGUGAUCCCGGGAGACCCAGAGGAGAUGGCACAGUUCCAGUCGAAGACGCUGUCCUGCUCCCAGUGUGUGGUGGAGCUGACCCUGCCCAGCGCCCACCUACUCUUGCACAGCAAGGAACUGUACAGCAGCAUUUACAACAGGAUCAACAACGACCUCCUGAUGUGGGAGCCCAGCGCCCCCCCGCAUCACUGGGGUCCCAGCGACCUGCCCCCCCGACCGACGGGACAGACAGACACCUUCCGCAUGUGCAAGUCAGCCUUCCAGCUGGAUUCGGACUCUGAUGAGGACGACCCCCCCGUCGCCCCCGAUGACUCAGCGAAGUGCAAGAGGGCGGAGCCACACACAGGCCACGCCCACAGCUUCCUCUCCUUGGCGGCACACAUCGGGAAGGGGCGGAUCUGUGCCAUGACUGACAGCAAGGGGGAGGGCGGCAGGAAGCUGGACGGCUGUCACGGGGAGCUGGUGUUGGACGUGGACGGGGGGACAGUGUUCAGUGUGUCUCAGUAUCGGGGGGACCCUCUCUUCAGCUACCUGUGCAUUGAGGGACAGCGUGUGGAACUCUACCACCGAGCUGUGGUGCCAGACUCCCCCCUGCCGGAGCGUUUGGAAGUGCCCAGCUUCACCCCUCCCACACACCUGGACCCUACCAUCUACCCCUCAGAGGAGGGGGCGGCCAGCAAGGCGACUGCAGGCCGGAGAGAGCGGGGGCUGCACAUGCUCUCCACUGCCAUCAAAAUCAACCUGGAGACGCACAGGAACGUGAAGGAGUUCCUGGUUGCUCUUCGACUGCAAGGAGCCACGCUGCGACAUCACAUGGCCCCGACCAAUCAGAGCUGGCAUGAGCAGCUGGUGGAUUUCCUGGAUGUUCUGGAUGAUGAGAUCCUGGGCUACACCCCCCCCGCUGUCAUCACAGUGCUGCACACUCACCUGCUGAGCUGCGCUGUCGACUACAGGCCCCUCUACCUCCCACUGAGAGUUUUCCUCACAGCCGAGACGUUCACUCUCUCCAGUAACAUCGUCGUGGACACGGCCACCUUCCACCUCCGGUUUAUUCUGGAUGACUCUGCCCUCUAUCUGUCUGAGAAGUGUGACAGCGAGGCGGUGGACCUGAGGAAAGAUUACGUGUGCGUGCUGGACGUGGAUCUGCUGGAGCUCGCCAUCACCACGUGGAAGGGCAGCGCCGGGGGCAAACUGACUCAGCCCCUGUUUGAGCUCCGCUGCUCCAAUAACGUUGUUCAUCUGCACACCUGCGCUGACUCUGGAUCGGAGCUCCUGAACCUGGUGCAAAGAGUCUGCUCCAAUAACCUCAGACUCACUCCUGCGUUGAGCUCCGCUGCUCCAAUGGACUCGACUCGCUCUCUUCUAGUUUCAAUAAUAACACUGAUGAAGCUCUGGAGCCCAAACGCUGCUCUGCUCGACUCUGUUUCCUCUGCUCUGAUUGGUCCUCAGCUCUCUGAAAGCCCCGCUUCCUUGCCACCCUGCCUUCCUGCUGAGACGGCAGAGAUUAACCAGUGUGACCUCGCCGACGCCUUGAUUGACACGGAGAGGAGCCAGGGAGAGGGGACGGCUGGCACAGGCUCCCCCCUGUCGGUGCGGCAGGCCUCUCCAGUCUCGGUGUACCUGUUUCCAGGUGAGCGGACCCCUCUGCGCCGCUCUGCCUCCCUCGAGGGGGGCGGUGAGGAGGGGGACCCCGACUCUGAUCGACAGUCCCAGGGCUCGACCGAGGAGGACGAUGACUUCUGCAUCCUGGAGGCUCCGGGACUGGGAAUACCAUCGCGGGAUGGUGAGCCCGUGGUGUCCCUCCUCUGUCCCGGGCCGGUUCUGAUCCGGGAGGGUCACUUCUCGCGACCGCUGGGCAGCACUGACCUGCUUCGCGCCCCGAGCCGGUUCCCGGUGCCCGAGAGCAGGAUCCUGCUGCGCGAGAUCAGCGUGGUGUGGCACCUGUACGGGGGUCGGGACUUCGGGGCCCGCAGCGCGGGGGCCACAGGGGGGCAGGAGCCCAGAGUGAAGGCCCCCCCCUCCGGGGCCCGGGGCUCCCCCUCUCGCUCCGCAGGGCCCCCCCGACCGCAGAACUCCUGGAGGGCGCAGGGGGGGGGCGGGAGAGCGCACAGCAUGCUGAUGGAGAUCCAGCUCACCAAGGUGAGUUUCCAGCACGAGUCGUACCCCCCGGCGCCCCCCUGUGGCGAGGCGCGGGAGCUGCAGGACGUGCCCGUGUCCCGACAGGUCUUUAUCGUGCAGGAGCUGGAGGUUCGAGACCGACUCGCCUCCUCACAGAUCAACAAGUUCCUCUAUCUGCACACCAGCGAGAAGAUGCCCCGCAGAGCGCACUCCAACAUGCUCUCUAUCAAGGCUCUUCACCUGCAGCCCGAGUCGGGGCGGGGGGGGCCCGAGUGCUGCCUGAGAGUCAGCCUGAUGCCCCUGAGACUGAACAUCGACCAGGAUGCCCUGUUCUUCCUGAAGGAUUUCUUCACCAGUCUGGCGGGCGGCAUUAACCCCUUCCUGCCUGUGGAGACGGGCUCCGAGGUGAAGCCGGACGUCAGCCACAGAGCAGAGGCGGAGUCAGGGGCGGGGCCUGACAUGGGUGCGUCCAUGGAAACGACCUAUAGCGAGAACAGUUCCGUUUCCACUGGCUCCUCCUCCUCCUCCUCGGACCAGCCAAUCUACUUCAGGGAGUUUCGCUUCGCUCUGAAGUCUCGUCUGUUGCUAACACAGUUUUUCUGUGUGAUGGUGAUUCUGAUUUGCUGGUGCUCUUGUCCGUCUCCUCGUUCCUGUUCUAAUGCCCGCCCCCCUCCUCCUCAGGGCACGUUAGCGGGGAUCCUGAUUGGCCUGGCUCAGCUCAACUGCUCUGAACUCAAACUCAAGAGGCUGAGCUGCAGACACGGGCUGCUGGGAGUGGACAAGGUGAUCAGCUACGCUGUGAACGAGUGGCUGACAGACAUCCGCAAGAACCAGCUCCCGGGCAUCCUGGGAGGAGUGGGACCCAUGCACUCUGUGCUGCAGCUCGGUGAGACCUCACAUGGCGUUCCUGCCCUGCGGGAUCUCUUCUGGAUGCCCAUCGAGCAGUACCGCAAGGACGGACGCCUCAUCCGCGGGCUGCAGCGCGGGGCAGCCUCCUUCGGGACUUCGACUGCCUCCGCAGCGCUGGAGCUCAGCAACCGACUCGUACAGGCCAUACAGGCCACAGCGGAGACAGUGUAUGACAUCCUCUCCCCCACCCCCCCCAUCUCCCGUGGGAUCUUGGACAAGCGCAGCGGGAAGAGGCAGAGGUGGGGCCAGCAACCAGCUGACCUCAGAGAGGGCGUGGCCAAAGCCUAUGACACGGUCCGCGAGGGCGUUCUCGACACCGCUCAGACAAUCUGUGACGUUGCGACUCGCGGUCACGAGCAGAAGGGCCUGCCGGGGGCGGUGGGCGGAGUCCUGAGGCAGAUCCCGCCCACCGUGGUCCGGCCCCUCAUCGUCGCCACGGAGGCGACCUCUAACCUGCUGGGGGGCAUGCGGAACCAGAUCAAGCCGGACGCGCGCAAGGAGGACUUCUUAAAGUGGCGCACCGAGGAGAACCAGGACUGAGAGAGAGGCUGAGGUGCGCCGGGAAAAGGAGUCCCCCCGUCCCGUCCCCCCGCUGCAGAGCAAUCUGUGAGCUUCAUAAUAAUACAGCUAGUUUAUUAUUAUCAUUAUUAUUAUUAUUAUUAUUAUCAUUAUUAUUAUUAUUAUCAUUAUUAUUAAGUUCACAGAAUGAA